This is a messenger RNA of Prunus dulcis (almond), 2131 nucleotides long. RefSeq names its product protein SET DOMAIN GROUP 40. Bases 22 to 1479 code for a protein of 485 amino acids. Lineage: Eukaryota; Viridiplantae; Streptophyta; Magnoliopsida; Rosales; Rosaceae. Gene Ontology annotation, biological process: peptidyl-lysine monomethylation. The transcript is spliced from 6 exons. Gene Ontology annotation, molecular function: protein-lysine N-methyltransferase activity; protein binding. The record is from RefSeq and is a predicted model, not a curated record.
AAAAAAGGGGUAGGGUGGGAGAUGGAGCAAGGACAAGGAUACCUCGAAAGGCUUUUGAAAUGGGCAGCAGAGAUUGGAAUAUCAGACUCAACUUGUUGCGGGGAUUCGUGUUUGGGUCACUCUCUCGACGUCUCCUACUUUCCUAGCGCUGGCGGGAGAGGUUUGGGGGCUGCCCGUGAUCUUAGAGAAGGAGAGUUACUUCUCAAAGUUCCAAAAUCAGUUUUGAUGACAAAGGAAAGUCUGUUAUUGAAAGAUGAAAAACUCUCCCUUUCUGUCAAUGAUUAUGCCCAUCACUCUCUGUCCCCUACCCAGAUAUUGGCUGUUUGUUUACUCUAUGAAAUGGGUAAAGGGAAGAUUUCAUGGUGGCACCCUUACCUUAUGAAUUUACCGCGCAGUUAUGACAUUUUAGCAACUUUUGGUGAAUUUGAGAAGCAAGCUCUGCAAGUGGAUGAUGCUAUCUGGGCUGCUGAGAAGGCCACAUUGAAGGCUGAAUAUGAGUGGAAAGAAGCUAAUGCGCUUAUGAAACAACUUAAGCUCAAGCCUCAACUUCUGACCUUUAAAGCCUGGCUUUGGGCUUCUGCAACUAUAUCCUCAAGGACAUUGCAUAUACCAUGGGAUGCAGCUGGGUGCUUAUGUCCUGUGGGAGACUUGUUUAAUUAUUCUGCACCUGGAGAAGAGCCAUCUCGUUGUGAAAGUAUGGAGCAUACAAUGCAUGACUUAGUGAAUGAGGAUACUUCGGGUAUGGCAGAUGUGGAGCAGCUUGUUUCUGAUUCACGAAGAUUAACUGAUGGAUGGUUUGAGAAGGAUGUUGAUGCAUAUUGCUUCUAUGCUAAGAAAAGUUACAAAAAAGGAGAGCAGGUCCUUUUAAGCUAUGGAACGUAUACAAAUCUGGAGCUUCUUGAGCACUAUGGCUUUCUCUUAAAUGAAAAUCCAAAUGACAAAGUUUAUAUUCCCUUGGAACCUGAAAUAUAUUCGUCCUGUACGUGGCCAAAGGAGUCAUUAUUCAUCCAUCAGAAUGGGAAGCCAUCUUUUGCGCUACUGUCUACUUUGCGAUUAUGGGCAACCCCACAGAACCAGCGGAGGUCUGUUGGACACCUUGUUUAUUCAGGACUCCAGCUCUCAAUUCAAAAUGAGAUGUUUAUCUUGAGAUGGAUUUCAAAGAAGUGCACUACCAUUUUGAAGAAUCUGUCAACAUCUUUUGAAGAUGAUAGUUUGUUAUUAAGUGCCAUCGACAAAAUCCAAAAUCUUGAUGCCCCUUUGGAGCUCAACAAUGUGUCAUCCACUUGUGGAGAUGAGAUUUGUGCUUUUAAAGCUAAUGUUCUGCAGAAGGGAGAAAGAAGUAGUAUGGAGUCAAAGGAGAGGUGGAGAUUAGCUGUGGAGUGGAGGCUUAGUUAUAAGAAGAUCCUGGUCGAUUGCAUUUCUUAUUGUGACGAAAUAGUAAGUUCUCUAUUUCAUCAAAAUAACUCAUCCCAGAAAUGAAAUACGUCCAUUUUUUUUAUAUUGUUAUUUUUGUUGUAUGCGGCUGGUUAGGAGAAGAUAUUGACAUGAGGUAUAUUGAUAAAAUCUUGGGUGUUAGUUUCUUCCUGUACAUUGAGUCAAGGGGUAGAGGUUAGAGAGAAACUUAGGCAGUGAUUGAUCAAUGUCCAAAAGUCACCCCAUAGUUGAUCCGAUUCUUGGUUUUGAGAGUAUUCGAUUAUUAUGAACCAAAAAAAUAAAAAAAAAGUAUCCGAUUACAAAUUUUGAUGCGGAGCAUUAAUUUCUCAACCUUGUACUCACUCACCAGCCACAACCUUCGUCUGCCUCUCUCUUCUUAUACCAUUGGAUUCUUGAUUUCUUUUAUUCUUCAAAAACCUAUAUUGAUUUCGUCUUGUAAACUUCACGGAGGUGUCUCUCUACAUUGUAUGGAUUAUUUUGCAUUACAGUUUGAGAAACCCGCUGCAACCACGGGCGUUGGCAGUUCCAUUUUUGUGUCAGUUUGGCCAACUUAUGCGGUUUAUGCAACGACUGAUUCUCUUUAAAAUUGUGUAUGUCCACGAUAAUGUCACUUCUCACAAGACUCGUAGUUCAUUUUUUCAAUGGUCACUCAGAUUUACUCUUUAUUUUCAUUCAAUACAGGUACAGAUUUAUAUUU